Pyrus x bretschneideri (Chinese white pear) is the source of this 1568-nucleotide messenger RNA. RefSeq names its product cell division protein FtsY homolog, chloroplastic. Gene Ontology annotation, biological process: SRP-dependent cotranslational protein targeting to membrane. Gene Ontology annotation, cellular component: membrane. The coding region runs from base 33 to 1130 and encodes 365 amino acids. The record is from RefSeq and is a predicted model, not a curated record. NCBI's taxonomy places the organism in Eukaryota, Viridiplantae, Streptophyta, Magnoliopsida, Rosales, Rosaceae. Gene Ontology annotation, molecular function: GTPase activity; GTP binding; ATP hydrolysis activity. The transcript is spliced from 12 exons.
CCGAAAAACAAUCCAGUCUCAGCUCAACAGCAAUGGCGUCGCGCUUGCCUUCCUCUCUCCCUCAUCGUCUCUCAGUCCUCUCCAAAACUUCACCGCCACAGCACCACUACCUCCUGCUAGCCCCUUCCCGGCCCGACCAUUCCCGGUUCAAAUGCCGGGCGGGGGAGACCGGGUUCUUCACCCGGCUCGGAAGGCUUAUCAAGGAGAAGGCCAAGAGCGACGUGGAUAAGCUCUUCUCGGGAUUCUCAAAGACUCGCGAUAAUCUCGCUGUCGUCGACGAGCUUUUGCUCUACUGGAACCUCGCCGACACUGAUCGAGUCCUCGACGAACUCGAAGAGGCUCUGCUGGUAUCCGAUUUCGGGCCGAAAAUCACGAUUAAGAUUGUGGAGAGCCUGAGGGAGGAUAUAGCUGCUGGGAAGCUUAAAUCUGGAAGCGAAAUUAAGGAUGCGUUGAAGAAAAGUGUGCUGGACUUGUUAACUAUUAAAGGCAAAACUGAACUUCAACUCGGAUACAGGAAGCCGGCUGUGGUUAUUAUUGUUGGCGUUAAUGGAGGUGGGAAGACAACAUCUCUUGGAAAACUCGCUUAUAGAUUGAAGAAUGGAGGGGCAAAGGUAUUAAUGGCAGCAGGGGAUACCUUUCGAGCAGCUGCCGGUGACCAACUGGAGAUAUGGGCCGAGAGGACUGGGUGUGAGAUUGUUGUGGCUGAAAAAGAGAAGGCCAAAGCAGCAUCAGUUAUUUCUCAGGCUGUGAAGACAGGGAAAGAACAAGGUUAUGAUGUUGUCUUAUGUGACACCUCCGGACGUCUGCACACUAAUUACAGCUUGAUGGAAGAGUUGAUUGCAUGUAAGAAAGCUGUGACGAAAGUCAUGCCUGGCGCUCCUAAUGAGAUCCUACUAGUUCUGGAUGGGACCACGGGUUUAAACAUGCUUCCACAAGCAAGAGAAUUCAAUGAAAUUGUUGGUAUAACUGGUUUGAUUUUGACAAAACUUGACGGUUCUGCUAGAGGAGGUUGUGUGGUCAGCGUGGUGAAUGAGCUCGGCAUCCCUGUAAAGUUUGUGGGUGUUGGUGAAGGCGUAGAAGACCUUCAACCGUUUGAUGCUGAGGCCUUUGUCAAUGCCAUAUUUUCAUAGUCCGAAUGUAGAACUCCCGAAUCCCAAUAUAUAUGGGUGCUGGAGGUCGGUGUUUAUCCCUGUAUUGAGCCAAUAACAGCAACCAUUUAAUCCGAUCGGGGAAAAACGGGGCUAGGAUGAGACUUCCAAGUUGAAACUCACACGUUUGGUUUUGAGAUGAUCAUUACUGCACAUGAAGUGCUGCCACUUUCCGCUAUAUUGGUGAUGUAGGAUGAAAGGUAAGGCUUAGAGUUGAUGCAAAGUUGUGAAGCCUUAGGCUGCUGGGCGGUUGUAUCUUCUCAUCCACUCGAAUGUAUUUUCUCUUCCCAUGUUUUGUCAGUGUAUAUUAUUUUGGUGCAACUCUGUGAUAUCACCUUGAGUCAUAUUCGAAUUUGAAGACGUCGUGGAUCUUAUUUCAGAGUAACUCUGUAUAAUACUAAGCCAUAAACAUUGAUAAGA